Aspergillus campestris IBT 28561 is the source of this 1040-nucleotide messenger RNA. RefSeq lists its product as uncharacterized. NCBI's taxonomy places the organism in Eukaryota, Fungi, Ascomycota, Eurotiomycetes, Eurotiales, Aspergillaceae. The coding region runs from base 218 to 691 and encodes 157 amino acids. The record is from RefSeq and is a predicted model, not a curated record. The transcript has a single exon.
GGUGUUUCAAGGCUAGCAAAUAGGAUCCGACGGUGGUUGUCCCUGGUGGAACCCACGGGCUUCCCCCGUUGAGUCAUCCCCUCUAGUAGACAUGCAAAGGCUUUUUUCUUUCCCUGGUGGCUAGCUGACAUUCGUGUGUUCCCCCCUUCCUGCAGCAACUGAGAGGGAAGGAAGGGGAGCGAGCCAAACCCUGCUGUUGCCUCUUUGACUUUUCCCCAUGCAUGCCCCGUGGAGGAUGUACCCCAACUGCCCUGGCGUUGUCAUCACCGGCGUGUCUUGCAGGUGUGUUGAGGGACCUGUAUCUGAUCUAUCACUCUCUUUUCCUUGCCCCUUUGACUCGCUGGAUGUUGGCGGUUAUCCUUUCGUGACUGACCGACCAACGCCCCUUGCUAUUUUUAAACAAUCUACUCCAUACUUCGUACCGUCAUUGUUUCCCAGUGGAAGGGCCCGAGCCGAGCAAGGAAAUACACACAGGCCCUCCAGAAAUAGAGAAAGUGGGGACAAAAGCACGGGUUUCCCUCGGGUGAUGGCUAUGACAGACCCAUCUCCUCGCUGGCAGGGCACAAACAGGUAUUGUGAACGAGGAGAGUGUGUAAUCGGAUCCAGGCAGCAGACCUCGUACAGAGAAGGUCGUACUAACCCACUGAAAGCCGCUUAUCAUCCCACAUCGGACUCACGGAUUGUUCCAUGAUCAGCAGCAUCAACGGAUUGUUUAGGUUGGGAUGUUCUGCCCUGUAUGGUGGUGUAUUACGGUUGAAAUGGAGCUACUGCAGCGUCAGCAACCUUGAGAGCCACGAAGCCAACAUGUGUGCCUCAAUGGUUAGGUAGUUGGUCAGGGAUGGAGACGCUGCUGACUCUCUACCGGGCCAUGACCAUCGCCUGUCGCGCUUCAGACCUUGGCAGUUGGCUCGUUGUCGAUAGAGUAGUGACUAGAGACUCGGGGAGGACUAACUCGUUGGAGUAAGCAGUAGUCCCUCGAGGGCCGUUUAGUAGUUUAGUAACGGGGCGAUCAUCAGUCGUUGGAAAUUAGCUAUUUUGAC